Molecule: messenger RNA, 1008 nt
Organism: Leptosia nina
Lineage: Eukaryota; Metazoa; Arthropoda; Insecta; Lepidoptera; Pieridae
Source: the annotation of a GenBank genome assembly
AUGGCUCUGUUUUGGUUAACGCUUGUUUUAAGCGUAAUUGGAAUCCAUGCUGGUGGUGAAUUCAGUGUAAUACAUAGCCCAAAAUCUUUGAAGUUUUCGGGUUCUACCAAGACGUUAGAGAGCCUAUUAAAAGAAGUUUUUUCAGCUUCUCUCGGUCUCUCCGUAGAGGAGAACUCUGAAUGGAAUGGACUGUCUAUUGUCGACCCUUUCGAUACUCCUGAGGCCGUUGUUGAAGUUUACGUAGAUGGUGUAUCAUCACUCGGAAGUUCAGCUAGUCUCAAGGCCAAGACGUACCCGUUAACUGUUGAUGAAUAUGAACCUGAUACAUUUGAUGCAGUCUCACACAGAAUAAAACAACAUUUUACAAAUGGUGGAAACAAACUAGUUAAUAUCAGGUUAUCUGAGCCUGAGGACCUAACAGCAUACUCUGAAGUCUUUGGUGUUAUUCCACCACCAAAGGUUGGCAAACAGCUAUUGCAACAUUUGAAAUAUGACAACUAUGAUGAAGAUUAUCAGUUCCUCUUUGAAUUGGAAACGUUGAAGGCUAUUACUGCUAAGGUGCGGUCUGGCGCUAUUUCUGCUGACAAUGUUGUGGACUGCUACAACUUUAGAUUCACCUCUCUUCAUGCUCUAUCAGACUUCCAUGGACCCAACUCUCUGCAAACAAAGGAAGCUAAGAAACUCUUGGGUGAUGCUCUCCAAGAUCUGAGCAAUGCUUUUGUUAAGGCUUAUGAUGGUUCAGUGCUGGUGACAGCUGUCACAACUGAUGUUGCUCACACGAGGCGUGCAGUGCGCGAAGCUCCCGCCGAUCCUGCUGUCAAUCAGUUGAAUCCUGCUGAUGACCACUACACAGCUGAUUACGCCGCCAUAUUCAACAUUAUCCUUUGGUUUGGCGUGGUGUUCGCGUUCACUCUUAUUGCCAUCGUAUACGCCAUAAUGGAUAUGGACCCCGGUAGGGAUUCUAUCAUCUAUCGUAUGACAAGCACGAGGAUGAAGAAAGAUAACUAG